Messenger RNA from Melanotaenia boesemani (Boeseman's rainbowfish), 4523 nucleotides. RefSeq names its product ribosomal protein S6 kinase alpha-2-like. The transcript has 22 exons. Gene Ontology annotation, biological process: intracellular signal transduction; protein phosphorylation. The coding region runs from base 492 to 2753 and encodes 753 amino acids. NCBI's taxonomy places the organism in Eukaryota, Metazoa, Chordata, Actinopteri, Atheriniformes, Melanotaeniidae. The record is from RefSeq and is a predicted model, not a curated record. Gene Ontology annotation, molecular function: magnesium ion binding; ribosomal protein S6 kinase activity; ATP binding.
GUAGGCAGCGGGGGGAUGAAAAUAAACAUGCACUAGCAAAGACGUGAGGAGGGAGCUCACACACACCUCUCCUGAUUCAGCGGAACAGAUUUAUUCGUCACCUCUCCCUGCAGCCUUGCAGCGAGCCUGCUGCAAAACACAAGGCAAUUCCAAACCCGUCAGCAACCAUCCCGCUGUGAGGCUGCGUGGAUUAACAGCUCUGCUACAACUCUGACUGCGUGCUUACUGGAGUCCACCGCAGCUGACAGACACAGGGGAGGGGAGUUGGUGGUGGUGGGAGGGAGACGACAGUCUGAAAUUCACCACAAAGACAAGCGGCGCGUGAGAACGAUGGCAAAACAACGAAGUCACCACUGCACUGAGGAUGGGCCGAUGGAGAAACGGGACAAAUAGAGAACUAAGACAAUCUGUUACUGCGUCUCUACCUUAGGACCCCCCUCGCAGGGAGAUGUUCUCCAUUAUGGGAUAGAUACACAGGUCUGCUUGUUGCUAUGGAUACCAGCACGCGAAAAUUCACAGUGCGGAGAUGGUUUUCCAUCUACCUGAAGAACAAGGCAGCGCGCAACAAGAACAGCGCUGGAUUCUGUCAGCUGGAGGAUGACAGCAUACUCAAGGAGAUUGAUAUCAGCCAUCAUGUUAAAGAGGGCUGUGAGAAGGCUGACCCCUCUCAGUUCCAGCUGCUGAAGGUGCUGGGACAAGGCUCCUAUGGAAAGGUGUUCUUGGUUCGGAAGAUAAGAGGAGUGGACAGAGGACAGCUGUACGCCAUGAAGGUUUUAAAGAAAGCCACGCUGAAAGUUCGAGAUCGAGUACGAUCAAAGAUGGAGAGGGACAUUUUAGCUGAAGUGAACCACCCAUUUAUAGUUAAGCUCCACUAUGCCUUCCAGACAGAAGGGAAGCUCUAUCUGAUCCUGGAUUUUCUCAGAGGAGGAGACCUUUUCACCCGUCUGUCCAAGGAGGUCAUGUUUACUGAGGAGGAUGUGAAGUUUUACCUUGCAGAGCUGGCUCUUGCCUUGGACCAUCUACACAGUCUGGGGAUCAUCUACAGGGAUCUCAAACCUGAAAAUAUUCUUCUGGAUGAAGAAGGACACAUUAAAAUUACUGACUUUGGACUGAGUAAGGAAGCAAUUGAUCAUGAUAAAAGAGCAUAUUCCUUCUGUGGAACGAUCGAAUACAUGGCUCCUGAGGUCGUAAACAGGAGAGGGCAUACACAAAGUGCUGAUUGGUGGUCAUUUGGGGUACUUAUGUUUGAAAUGUUGACAGGAUCUUUACCCUUCCAAGGAAAGGAUCGUAAGGAAACAAUGGCACUAAUUCUAAAAGCGAAGCUGGGAAUGCCACAGUUCCUGAGUCCUGAAGUGCAGAGCUUACUAAGAGCUCUCUUCAAAAGAAAUCCUGCUAACCGACUAGGUGCAGGACCAGAAGGAGUAGAAGAAAUAAAAAGACAUCGUUUCUUCGCAUCAAUAGAUUGGAAUAAGUUGUAUAGGAGGGAAAUGAGACCUCCAUUCAAACCAACUGUGGGAAGACCUGAAGACACUUUCCAUUUUGACCCCGAGUUCACAUCCAGAACACCAACAGAUUCUCCAGGCAUUCCUCCCAGUGCAAAUACACACCAGCUGUUUCGUGGUUUUAGCUUUGUAGCUACUAACCAAAAUCAGGAAGCUCCUGUUGCUCCGGUCCCGGUGCCAGCUUCACGUCAAGAGGUGAACAUCAACCCUAUAGCACAGCAUAUCCGUGGCGAUGUGGCCUUCAAAGAUGUUUACGAACUGAAGGAAGAGGUGGAACAAACGGGAGCUUCUGUCCAAAGAAGAUGUUUGCAUAGAAUUACAGCUGUGGAAUAUUCAGUGAAGAUUAUUGACAGAACUAGAAAAGAUCCAGCAGAAGAGAUUGAGAUUCUUUUAAGAUAUGGACAGCAUCAGAAUAUCAUUACCCUGAGAGAUGUAUUUGAUGAUGGCCAGUCUGUGUACUUAGUUCAGGAUGUCCUGAGAGGAGGUGAGCUGCUGGACAAAGUUCUGACGCUACCAAAUUUCACAGAGAGAGAUGCAUCUGAUAUAAUCUGCACACUGACUAAAACAGUGGAAUAUUUACACUCUCAAGGGGUUGUACAUCGAGACCUGAAGCCCAGUAAUAUUCGUUAUGCAGAUGACAAUUUUCUCCCAGAAUCCAUUAGAAUAUGUGAUUUUGGUUUUGCCAAACAGCUCAGGGCUGAAAAUGGCCUGUUGAUGACACCUUGUUACACGGCUACAUUCAUGGCUCCUGAGGUUCUAAGGAAACAGGGUUAUGAUGCAGCCUGUGACAUCUGGAGCCUGGGAGUCCUGCUCUACACAAUGAUAGCUGGUUUCAGUCCAUUUGCAAGCAGUCCCAACGACACAGCAGAGGAGAUUCUGGCUCAAAUUGGCAGUGGGAAAGUCAUCAUCACAGGAGGGAACUUUGACUUGGUGUCAGAUGCUGCCAAGGACAUUGUGACAAAGAUGCUUCAUGUAGACCCUCACCAGCGUCUGACUGCCCCACAGGUUCUCCGACACCCCUGGAUUGUAGAGAGAGACCAGCUCUUUGACAAAACUCUUACCAGACAGGAUCCAGUCAUCGUCAAGGGGGCUCUGACUGCCACCUACUCUGCACUGAGGCGCUGUGCUCCGGCUCCAGUCCUGGAACCUGUGCAGUCCUCCAGCCUGGCUCAGCGGAGAGGGAUGAAGAAACUGGGGAGUCCGAAAGUCACUUCAGAUCCUAAAGAAAAGGAAACCCAAAAUAAAUCUUAAGUCUUAAUUAAAGACCCACAUAAUCAAAGGAGAUUGCUCUUCUUUAGAAAAGCACAAACCAUGCCUGAUUAACUUAACCAGUGAAGUGUCCCACUGGCACUGGCAUCAGGAUUGGCUUUCAUUCACUCCACUCAUAGCAUAAAUCUGAAAUCUAUUAAAUGUUAAACUGUGAUAUAACAUUCAAAAUGUGCAUCUUCACAGAGAUUUUGACACUAAACACAAUGAUCACAGUAAAGUGGCUCAAACAAAGAGGGUUUAAUUUGAACAUGCAGAUGCCUUGUUAGGUAUUUUAUGUCUUAUUUACUUGUCCUGCAGCCAUUUCAUCUGCAAGCUGAAAGUUACCGUCACUUCAAAUUUGUUACAAACAUUUAUAUAUGAUAGAUUCCUGCUUUGAAGUAAUUUAUUAUUAUUUUUAUUUUUUUUUUUUUUUUUGGGGGGGGGGGCAUAUUUCUGGGAAAACUGUUGUGCAAUAUACCAUUUGCAAUAUACACAGACAUACUGUUGCCUGCCUUGAAGUGUACAGUACGGCAUGUAGAGUAAAAUGUUUUGAGUGCCACACUUUACUUUCAAAACACAUAUAUGUGCCACUCAUAACACUGAGACACACACACAGACAUACAGUAUAUAGUGUUUGGAUAAUGCAUUCUCUGAUAGAUGAUGGAAUUUUCUCUAUAAUCAGUCUGAGAAUUGUUCUGAGUUAAGCUGUUUUAAAUAUAUAUAUAUAUAUAUAUAUGUAUUACUCAUCCUUCAACAAUGCUAUUUACUCAUGUUAAUGAUGUGCUGCAUAAUUUUACUGUAGGCAUUUUCAUCUCCUAUGAAUACAGUAUUUGACUCUUUAAGAUAUUUUAAUGUUACAUGUAUCACUGCUGCACGUCCCAGGUCAAAUUUACCAGUUAGCUGCAGUUGUUUAGUAGUUAAGGAUUUUAAAAACAUUGUCUUUCAUUAUACUACAUAUGUUAAACUCUUGGCAAAAGUCAGUCUAUACAUUACAUUAUUAAAACAGUACAUUAGUCAGUGCAGCCUUUAGGAAGGCUACCAGUAGGCAUGUUUGUUAGUAGUGUCUGAAAGCCAAAAUAUUUGAUAACCACUGUGUCAAAGGUUUGUAUAUACUGUCUAUUGCUGCUGCCCUGAUUCUAACUAAUGAGAUGUACAAUUGCUGAUACGAGGUAAAAUAGAACAGGCAUAAUGAAAAUGCAGAUAUAAGUAGCACUUAUGCUGUGUCUUACACUUAUAGUGUUGUACAGUUUACUAGUCAUGUAGAUUAUGAUGCUCUAUAACUCAUACACACUUACUAGACAGAGGUAAAACAAAGCAUAGUGAGCUGUAACCAACUAAAGAACUGUAGCAUAGGUGCAGUAAUUGUAUAUAUAUUAUGUUUGCUCAUGCACAGACUAUAUGUGCUGAGUUGCAUUGCACAACUGUAGCAAGUGUAGCUGGGACUGAUGCAAUGUUUAGGUAUUCAGAUAAGCCUUUAGAACUUGUGUGCUACACUGCAAGCUGGAGGUAAAGCUGUAUAUAAUGUUUGCUAAUUUUAACUGUACAUACUGCCACACAUACCCAAUUCUAAAGUUAGUUUCUGUAGAUAUGCAGAGUUGUACACCUGCUGCCAGGAGGACUGUACAUAUUGUCUUUGAAAAUAUAUUGAAACUGUACAUAUUAAGAUGGGUUGUGCAUAUAUUGCUCAGAUUGCACAUACUGUCUACAGCAAGCCAAUCGUUGAGAUAACUGGCUAAAAUGCCAAAAUUUUACAAAUAAAGAAAAUGAAUUGAA